Saccharomyces mikatae IFO 1815 is the source of this 330-nucleotide messenger RNA. It is a transcript of the gene TIM12, whose product is annotated as Tim12p. Gene Ontology annotation, cellular component: mitochondrial inner membrane. The transcript has a single exon. Gene Ontology annotation, biological process: protein insertion into mitochondrial inner membrane. The record is from RefSeq and is a predicted model, not a curated record. The coding region runs from base 1 to 330 and encodes 109 amino acids. NCBI's taxonomy places the organism in Eukaryota, Fungi, Ascomycota, Saccharomycetes, Saccharomycetales, Saccharomycetaceae.
AUGUCCUUAUUUUUAAACGCUCUAAAGGGCAACCAGGAAGUGUCCCAGGAGAAGCUAGAUGUGGCAGGCGUGCAAUUCGACGCGAUGUGCUCUACUUUUAACACUAUUCUUAGAACAUGUCUUGAGAAGUGUAUUCCACAUGAGGGGUUCGGUGAGCCUGACCUCACGAAGGGGGAACAGUGUUGCAUAGACAGAUGUGUGGCGAAGAUGCACUACAGCAACCGUCUUAUCGGUGCAUUUGUACAGACACGAGGGUUUGGACCAGAGAAUCAACUACGACAUUAUUCACGAUUUUUGCCAAAGGAGGUGGCCGAAGAGUCCAAGAAUUAG